AUGGCAAAAGGGUUCUUCAUCAGCAAGACGGUCGGGUUAGCGGGCAUCGUCCUGUGCACUGGGGCCGUGGCCACCAUCAUCGGCCUGUCCGUAGUCUACAGCCAGGAGAAGUCUAAGAACGUCGAGGUGAAACCCACCACUGUCCCCACCACCUCCACCGCCACCACGGAGGCACCUGUCACCACCCCAGCCCUCAACGAACCAUGGCACCAGUACCGGCUGCCGGACUCCAUACUGCCGGACAGCUACGAGGUCACCCUGUGGCCACGGCUGACUAAGAACGCAGAAGGCCUGUUCAUCUUCACCGGCGACUCUAGCGUCAUCUUCCGCUGCUUGAAUGAGACCGACCUCAUCCUCAUCCACUCCAACAAGCUCAACUACACACUGAGCGCCGGCAAGAUGGCCACACUGACUGCGGAGGACGGGUCAACGCCCCCGUCCAUCACAGAGACCUGGCUGGAGGUGCGGACUCAGUACCUGGUGGUCAGGCUGAACGGGAAUCUGAAGGUCGGCCAGCGCUACGUGCUGCAUACUGUAUUCACAGGGGAACUGGCAGAUGACCUGGGCGGAUUCUACAGGAGCGUUUACAUGGAGGACGGUGUGGAGAAGGUGGUAGCCACCACUCAGAUGCAGCCCACGGACGCAAGGAAAGCCUUCCCCUGCUUUGAUGAGCCGGCCAUGAAGGCCGUCUUCAACAUCACCCUCAUCCACCCACAGGGCACGCGGGCCUUGUCCAACAGCAUGGACAUUGAGUCCACAAACACAACUAUAGAUGGUGAGGAUGUUACCAGGACUAAAUUUGCACCAACACCAAAAAUGUCAACUUACCUGCUGGCAUUCAUUGUCAGUGACUUUGGUUUUGUGCACGCGGAGGAAGGAGACGUUUUGAUCCGUAUCUUUGCGCGCAGAAAGGCCAUCGACGCAAAACAGGGAGAGUAUGCCCUUAACAAGACUGGACCCAUCCUGAAAUUCUUCGAGACGUAUUACAAUGUCUCCUACCCACUGUCAAAGUCAGACCAGAUUGCCCUGCCCGACUUUAAUGCUGGAGCCAUGGAGAACUGGGGCCUGAUCACCUACAGGGAGACAGCCCUGCUCUACGACCCCUUGGUGUCUUCCAACGGCAACAAGGAGAGGAUUGCCGCGAUCAUAGCGCAUGAGCUUGCUCACAUGUGGUUUGGAAACCUUGUGACGCUGAAGUGGUGGAAUGACCUCUGGUUAAAUGAAGGCUUUGCAUCGUACGUGGAGUAUCUGGGCGCUGACCAUGCAGAGCCAGACUGGGGCGUUAAAGACAUGAUUGUGCUGAGCGACGUGCACAGAGUGUUUGCAGUGGACGCCCUGGCCUCCUCUCAUCCCUUGUCCUCCAAAGAGGAGGAUAUCCAAAGACCUGAACAGAUCAGUGAGCUCUUUGAUGCCAUCUCCUACAGCAAGGGGGCUUCUGUUCUAAGAAUGCUAUCCGACUUCCUCUCUGAACAUGUCUUUGUAAUGGGACUGAAUACGUACCUGAACCAGUUUGCUUACAGUAAUACUAUCUACUCUGACCUGUGGGACCACCUGGAAGCAGCAGUUAAGAAGACUGGAACCAGCGAGCGCUUGCCAGCCACAGUCCAUGAAAUCAUGAACCGCUGGGUCCUCCAGAUGGGCUUCCCUGUGGUCUCCAUAGAUACCGCCACUGGAACAGUAUCCCAGGAACACUUCCUGCUGGACCCCGACUCUGUUGUGGAAAGGCCAUCUGAGUUCAAUUAUACAUGGUAUGUGCCCAUCACAUGGCAGAUGACCUCUGUGAAAGGUGAUGACUUUUGGCUGCUGAAAAAAACAGAUUUGAAUGAUGACCUCAAGACAACCAGCGCCGAUCAGUGGGUGCUGGCCAACCUCAACGUGUCAGGAUACUACAGAGUCAAAUACGAUCACACAAAUUAUGCGAGGCUUCUCAAUCAACUCACAAUGGAUCAUGAGCUUAUUCCAGUGAUCAAUAGAGCCCAACUUAUCGAUGAUGCCUUUAAUCUAGCAAGAGCGAAACUUGUGACAACAGAACUGGCUCUGGACAUGACCGAGUACUUGCACAAAGAGAGGGAGUACAUGCCAUGGGAGUCUGCUCUGGACAACCUGGACUACUUCUACCUGAUGUUCGACCGCACUGAGGUCUACGGCCUCCUGCAGACGUAUAUCAUGAAGCAAGUGACACCCCUCUUUGACCACUACGCGAACAUCACAGACAACUGGGUGAAAGUACCAGAUGGGCACACUGAUCAGUACAACCAGGUGAAUGCACUAAGUAAGGCCUGUAGCACAGGAAUGAAAAAUUGCACUGACUUGGUCACUGAAUGGUACGGGAGCUGGAUGAACAACCCACAGAAUAACCCGAUUCAUCCCAACCUACGGUCUACAGUCUACUGCAGUGCCAUUGCCGCAGGUGGAGCGAAAGAAUGGGACCAUGGCUGGAAGAUGUUUGACGAGUCAACCAUCGCCAUCGAGAAGGACAAACUCAGGGCCGCUCUGGCCUGUGCUUCACAGCCUUGGCUCCUGAACAGGUACCUGGAGUAUACCUUGGAUUCAACUUUGAUUCGUAAACAAGAUGCUACCUCUACUAUUGUCUACAUUGCAAAUAAUGUGGUGGGGCAACCUCUAGCUUGGGACUUUAUGAGAGCAAACUGGGAGUACAUUUUCAAUGAGUAUGGAGGUGGAUCAUUUUCCUUCUCAAAUCUGAUCAAUGGUGUGACCAAGAGAUUUUCAACAAAAUUUGAACUGGAACAGCUUCAGCAGUUCAAACAGGACUACGCCCAUGUGGGCUUCGGAUCAGGUACUGUGGCUUUGGAGCAGUCAAUCGAGAGAACACAAGGCAACAUCAAAUGGGUGGAAGAAAACAGACAAAUAGUGCAAACUUGGCUAAAACAAUUUUCACCGUAAUUUAAACGGGGCUUUAUUUUUUUAAAUUUUUUUUAAAGAUUAAGAUGUCUUCUAUCAAUCUAUUUAUUAUUUCAGAGUCCUUUUCUGCCAAAUGCCAAUCGCUGUGUCAGCUGUGACUCCUUUCAGUAGCCCAUUCCGAUGCUUGCGAUGUCACAUAAUGUUUUUGAUGGGAGUAAAGGUUAAAGGAAAGACUAAUGUAAUGUGUACUGUGUAGAGUCAUUUGAGGAGCCACAACAGCUGAGGCUCAAUGAACAUGCACUCUCAAUAAAACAUCAACA
Molecule: messenger RNA, 3182 nt
Organism: Sardina pilchardus (European sardine)
Lineage: Eukaryota; Metazoa; Chordata; Actinopteri; Clupeiformes; Clupeidae
Product: aminopeptidase Ey-like
Exons: 20
Coding region: 1-2904 (967 amino acids)
Biological process (GO): peptide catabolic process; proteolysis
Cellular component (GO): cytoplasm; plasma membrane
Molecular function (GO): metalloaminopeptidase activity; peptide binding; zinc ion binding
Source: RefSeq, a predicted model, not a curated record